Lagenorhynchus albirostris (white-beaked dolphin) is the source of this 1270-nucleotide messenger RNA. RefSeq names its product integral membrane protein 2C (gene ITM2C). NCBI's taxonomy places the organism in Eukaryota, Metazoa, Chordata, Mammalia, Artiodactyla, Delphinidae. The coding region runs from base 115 to 924 and encodes 269 amino acids. Gene Ontology annotation, biological process: negative regulation of amyloid precursor protein biosynthetic process. The transcript has 6 exons. Gene Ontology annotation, cellular component: Golgi apparatus; extracellular exosome; plasma membrane. Gene Ontology annotation, molecular function: amyloid-beta binding. The record is from RefSeq and is a predicted model, not a curated record.
AUCCAAACUUCCGGUGCCUGCGGAGAAGCGAGCGGCUGUGGUACAGAUAGAGGCUGCACAGAGAGUGGCUGCACGGCCGGAGGCUGCAGGGCGGACGCGCGGCCCGGCGCAGCCAUGGUGAAGAUCAGCUUCCAGCCCGCGGUGGCCGGUAUCAAGGGCGACAAGGCCGACAAGGCUUCGGCCUCGGCCUCGGCCCCGGCGCCCGCCCCAGCCGCUGAGAUCCUGCUGACGCCGUCUCGGGAGGAGCGGCCCCCCUACCACCGCUACAAGAAGGGGAGCUCUGUGGGCGGCCUGUGCUACCUGUCGAUGGGCAUGGUCGUGCUGCUCAUGGGCCUGGUGUUCGCCUCUGUCUACAUCUACAGAUACUUCUUCCUCGCUCAGCUGGCCCGAGACAACUUCUUCCACUGCGGCGUCCUCUACGAGGACUCCCUGACCUCGCAGGCCCGCACCCGCAUGGAGCUGGAGGAGGACGUAAAGAUCUACCUCGAGGAGAACUACGAGCGCAUCAACGUGCCGGUGCCCCAGUUUGGGGGCGGUGACCCUGCAGACAUCAUCCACGACUUCCAGCGGGGUCUCACUGCCUAUCACGACAUCUCCCUGGACAAGUGCUAUGUCAUUGAGCUCAACACCACCAUCGUGCUGCCCCCUCGCAACUUCUGGGAGCUCCUCAUGAAUGUGAAGAGGGGUACCUACCUCCCACAGACGUACAUCAUCCAGGAGGAGAUGGUGGUCACGGAGCAUGUCAGUGACAAGGAGGCCCUGGGCUCCUUCAUCUACCACCUGUGCAGCGGGAAGGACACCUACCGGCUGCGGCGCAGGGCCACCCGGAGGCGGAUCAACAAGCGAGGGGCCAAGAACUGCAACGCCAUCCGCCACUUCGAGAACACCUUCGUGGUCGAGACGCUCAUCUGCGGGGUGGCGUGAAGCCCCGCCCCUCCCUCCAGGCCCCGCCCCUUCCCUCUUCCAUUUUCUCUUCUGGCCACUCUGGCCCUUCCCCUUGCUUAGCUUGUACUUUGGACGCCUUUCCAUAGAUGUGACGUGUCUUCCCGUUUCUCUCCAGCCCUGCCCGCCUCCCUGUACCAGAGCUGUGACCUCUCAAGGCCUCACCCUCUGCUGACCUCCUGAGUCUGGGGGAUGGAGGGGGCGCCCCAAGAUGGUUUCUGUGACCACCAUCUUGAGGUCAGGUCCCCGGGGGCCUGGCCCACAGCUGCACUGGCAGCCCAAGGGGGAGGACUGGAGGGAACGGCCAGGCAUGCUGGGGCUCUGGCGA